Messenger RNA from Lasiodiplodia theobromae, 744 nucleotides. Its product is annotated as Spherulin-1b precursor protein. The record is from RefSeq and is a predicted model, not a curated record. Lineage: Eukaryota; Fungi; Ascomycota; Dothideomycetes; Botryosphaeriales; Botryosphaeriaceae. Gene Ontology annotation, cellular component: cell wall. The transcript has a single exon. Gene Ontology annotation, molecular function: manganese ion binding. The coding region runs from base 1 to 744 and encodes 247 amino acids.
AUGCAUACUUCAUUCUUCGCUUCGGCUCUCCUCCUGGCUGGUGUCUCCCUCGCAGUACCGACGCCCCCCAACACUACCUAUGACAACACUCAACCAACCGACGUUCCUCCCUCCAACCCCGCGGGUCUAACCCUCUUCCAACAACUCGUCCUCGCUCCCAAUGCGGUUGAACGCACCAAGCUUCUCCCCAACGAUGAGCAGUUCAUCUUCGACUUCAAGAACGCACCCGCCGAGGGCGUUGUGACCGGCGAGGGCGGCUCCAUCGUUCGGGCAGACCACGCCACUUUCCCCGCACUGGUUGGCUCUGGUGGCUCCGUGGCCAUCGGCUUCCUGGGCCCCUGCGGAUUCAACACGCCACACGUACACCCUCGCGCGGCCGAGCUGAACCUCGUCGUCAAGGGCCGGCUUGUGUCUCAGUCGGUGCAUGAGAACGGCGCGCGCACCAUCAGCCACAACCUCGACACCUUCCAGAUGACCGUCUUCCCCCAGGGCGCCGUGCACACCGAAUUCAACCCUGACUGUGAGGAUGCCAUCUUCAUCGCCAGCUUCCCGGAUGAGGAUCCCGGUGUUGGUCAGAUUGCCCAGGAAUACUUUGGCCUCAGCAAUGAGAUUGUCAAGGGCUCCAUCGGCGGAGAGGUCGUGGUUGAUGGAAAGGAUAUCGACCAGUUCCGCAGUAUGAUUCCGAAGAACGUGGCCAAGGGUGUCGACUCUUGUCUGGCCAAGUGUGGAAUCCAGAAGCGCUGA